UUGAUGGUCAUAUUGGCAUUAAAACACCAAAAUUUACAAAAUUAUUAUUAUUUUUUAUUUUUAUUAUUUCUAUUAUUAUCAUAAAAUUAGUAAUCUCUUUUCCUGUUGAAUUUGGUGCUUUUUUUCAUUGUGCCAUUUGGAGAUUUAGGGUUAGGGUCAGAUUUAGGUUUAGAUCUGUUUAAAAUCAGAUUCAACAUUUAAUUUUUUUUCUACUUUAUAAUUUUUAUUUUUAUUGUGGUUUCAAAAUUAGAAAGAUUUUUAUUUUUAUUAUUUUUAUUUUUUUGCCCUGAAAAUCUGGUGUAGUCAAAAGGAGUUUUUUGAGCUGCUUUCAGUGAAGUCAAAUUACAGAAAUCUUUUGGAUCAACAAGAUGCUAAAACCUCGAAUUUAUUGCAACAGUUAUUGCAUUGUUGACAUAAUGUACGCUGAUCUUAGAAGAAUAUAAAGAUUCUUUCUACAGCAGUUCAGAAUCCUAGUUAGGAUGUCAAAUUAGGUACCUUGAGUUGGUCUGCUGAAUUGAUUCUUUAAUUUUUAAGUAUUGAUGGGGACACAACUUAUGAGAGUUUGUGUUAAAGAAGAAAACGAUGAUAUUCCAUCAGUUCCACCAGGUUUCGAGUCAUAUGCAUCUUUUACCUUAAGGACAGGGGCACAAGAUACUAAAAAACACGAGAGUGAUAAUGUAACAUGUUGCUCAGCCUCUGCAAGUACUUCUGAUGCCAGUCCAGUUAAGAAGGAAACUGAGUUGGGCAAUAGUGAAAGCACAAAGACUACAAGGCCUAUGAGGCGUAGACCUUGGAUAAACUAUGGUCAAUAUGAUAACAGUUCAGAAGAUGAGCCUGAUUGUGGAAAGCUUGAUCAAAAUAUAAGAUUGAGACUUAAUCUUCCUAAAGGUGUUAUCCGCGGAUGUCCAGAGUGUAAUGAUUGCCAAAAGGUAACUGCAAGAUGGCAUCCAGAAGAAGCACGUAGGCCAGAUCUCGAGGAUGCACCUGUGUUCUUCCCGACAGAAGAGGAGUUUGAAGAUACUUUGAAGUAUAUAGCCACUAUACGACCACAAGCAGAACUAUAUGGAAUCUGUCGUAUUGUUCCUCCAUCUUCUUGGAAGCCCCCUUGUCCUCUUAAAGAAAAGAAUAUGUGGGAAAAUUCUAGAUUUGCUACUCGUGUGCAGAGGGUUGACAAGCUUCAGAAUCGUUUUUCAAUGAGAAAAAUGUCAAAAGUUAAUAACAAUAUAAAGAGGAAAAGGAGAAGAUGCAUGAGAAUGGCUGUAGACUAUAGGUCUGAUAGUGGAAGUAUCUCAGGGUCUGCUGAUUCUGGAAUUUGUGAAGUAGAGAGUUUUGGGUUUGAACCUGGUCCAGAGUUUACUCUGGAUAAAUUUCAGAAGUAUGGAGAUGAUUUCAAGGCCCAGUACUUUAGGAGGAAGGAAAAUGAUAUAGAUAUGGAAGGUAAAAUGACCACUCUUCUGGAGCACCAUGAACCUUCAGUUGAGAAUAUUGAGGGUGAAUACUGGCGGAUAGUGGAGAAAGCAACUGAGGAAAUAGAGGUCUUAUAUGGCGCUGAUCUGGAAACUGGGGUUUUUGGCAGUGGAUUUCCUAAGAAGUCCAGUCAAGUUGGAUUUCCUUCCAAUGAAAAGUACAUAAAAUCAGGCUGGAACUUAAAUAACUUUCCCAGGCUUCCUGGAUCUCUUCUCUCUUAUGAAAGCAGUGAUAUUUCUGGGGUUCUGGUUCCCUGGUUGUAUGUGGGAAUGUGCUUUUCCUCCUUUUGUUGGCAUGUUGAAGAUCACCACCUAUACUCCCUGAAUUACAUGCAUUGGGGUGCUCCGAAAUUUUGGUACGGUGUCCCAGGAAAGGAUGCUUCUAAACUGGAGGGGGCUAUGAGAAAGCAUUUGCCUGACCUUUUUGAUGAGCAACCUGACCUGCUUCACAAACUGGUCACUCAGCUGUCCCCUUCCAUACUAAAAUCUGAAGGGGUACCUGUCUAUCGGUGUGUUCAGAAUGCCGGAGAGUUUGUUCUGACCUUCCCUAGAGCAUAUCAUGCAGGGUUCAACUGUGGUUUCAAUUGUGCAGAGGCAGUAAAUGUAGCUCCCGUUGACUGGUUACCCCAUGGACAGAUUGCUAUUGAGCUAUAUCGUGAACAGGGAAGAAAAACUUCCAUCUCACAUGAUAAAUUGUUGCUAGGAGCAGCAAGGGAAGCAGUCAAAGCCCACUGGGAGCUCAAUUUAUUGAAGAAGUAUACUUCUGAUAACUUAAUGUGGAAAGAUGUGUGCGGAAAGGAUGGAGUCUUAUCUAAAACUCUUAAGACACGUGUUGAGAUGGAGCGUCUGAGGAGGGAAUUUCUUUGCAGUUCCUCUCAGGCUGUGAAAAUGGAGAGCAAUUUUGAUGCUACCAGUGAGAGAGAAUGCAGUAUAUGCUUUUUUGAUUUGCACCUUUCUGCAGCUGGUUGUCAUUGCUGCCCUGAUAGAUAUGCAUGCCUGAAUCAUGCAAAACAGUUUUGCUCAUGUGCUAGGGGUGCUAAAAUUUUCCUCUUUCGCUAUGACAUAAAUGAAUUAAAUAUCCUUGUCGAGGCAUUGGAAGGAAAACUAAGUGCAAUAUAUAGGUGGGCAAGACUAGACCUUGGACUGGCCCUGAGUUCAUAUGUCUCUAAGGACAAUAUACUAGGUGGUAGAUUAUCCCUUGCUCUGGAAGGAACACCUAAAGAGGUGCAAUCAAAAUCAUCAGUCAUUUCCUUCAAAGACUUGCCAGGAGAAGAAAUUUCGAAAGAAAAGCCCUUGAUUUUAACUCGGAUCUCUGCUAAGAUGUUAUUGCAACAAAGAAAUGAACUAUCAGAGGCUGCAUGGCCUUCAAAAGAUCCAAAUUCUAAGUUGAAGAAAGAGGAAUCGAUUCUUUCUGCUUCCAACUUAAGCAUGCCUGGAGGCCAAGCUUCUGUCGAAAGUAGAAUGAAGAAACCUUCGGCUCCGGCAGAUGAUAAUAUUAUUCUUCUUAGUGAUGAUGAAGGUGAUGAACCAAAGAGGCCAGUUUCAGAAAGAUCAAAAGAACAUUCUAUUACAAAUCUGUCGGAAGCCUCACUGAGGCUGGAACCAUCAGCUGAAAAAGUAAGCACAUGUAAUUACAAGAAUGAGCCUAUCUUAACUACCCCUCUAUCUGAUGCUGCAGUUAUGAACCAAAGGGAUGCCAGUUCCCCUGAUGUACAGAGGAAUACUUCAUCUCAUUAUUCGCAACUAAAAGAUGAACGUGCUGGAAAUGGUAUCACAUUGUUAGGAUCUAAUCCCCAGAAUAUUUCUUGUCAGUUAGAUUCUGCCACUGCAGAAUCUGGUAGAAUUGUUCAGUAUUCUUCUAAUACUAGAGGGAUGGAUAAUAGCAAGAAUAAUCUGGUGACUGUUGAAAGCAACCUUCAGAAUCUGCUGCCAUUGGGCAGUGAAAAAGCUUAUGAGGAUAAACAUGAGAAUGUGGGAGCCAUUGCCUCUGCAAAUUUAGUUGAAGAUGCAAGAACUGUUAUAGGAGGCCCUUCUUGCUCUCAAAAUAAUCUGGACAGAAACAUCCGGCAGAAAGGUCCUCGCAUUGCUAAGGUGGUGCGUAGGAUCAACUGUAAUGUUGAGCCUCUGGAAUUUGGAGUUGUGCUUUCUGGGAAGUUAUGGUGCAACAGCCUGGCCAUUUUUCCUAAAGGAUUUAAGAGCCGGGUUAGGUAUAUAAGUGUUCUAGAUCCAACAAAUAUGGCAUACUAUGUCUCAGAAAUUCUGGAUGCGGGGAGGGAUGGACCUCUGUUCAUGGUUUCUGUGGAGCAUUGUCCCAGUGAAGUAUUCAUUCAUGUUUCAGCUGCCAGAUGCUGGGAGAUGGUGAGGGAGAAAGUGAAUCAAGAGAUCACGAAGCAGCAUAGACUAGGAAGGACAAACCUUCCACCAUUGCAGCCACCUGGAAGCCUUGACGGCUUCGAGAUGUUUGGUUUUUCUUCACCAGAAAUUGUGAAGGCCAUUGAGGCAUUGGAUCGAAAUCGAGUUUGUAUGGAGUAUUGGGACUCUCGGCCUUACUCACGGCCUCAAGUGCAGAUUCUACAACAUUCUCAGUUCCCUGAUAAUGUUGGGAACGUACUUACAACAUCUGGGGAACAAUACAAUGCAGGGGCUCCUGGGACCAAUUGCUUGCCUGGUGGAGUUGACACACUUCUCAGAGGCCUAUUCAAGAAGGCGAACUCCGAAGAAUUACACUCACUUUGUAGCAUUUUAAGUAACAAAAGGCCACCCAUGGAUCUAGACCUGGUGGUUCGACUCCUUAAUGAAGAGAUUCACGGUCGUCCUAGAUGAUUGAAUUUUUUGGUCACGCACAUUCGAGAUCAAAUUCUUGAGUUCCUACCUUUUUUCAUCUCUGUAAAUUACCAGUGUCCUGCUUUCACGCUUCACAUACAACUGUCAUUCAAUCCGUCAUUCUUUCAAGUAGGAGAAGAGUGAUAACAAUAGGUUAUUUUGCUGUGGGAUAUGUGCAUACUGACUAUUUGUAGCAUAAAAAGUCCAGAAAUUGAACUGGUAGAUUCUCACAACCUCUUUUCAUUUCGCGUCUGGUCCUGAGUUAGGGGUACCCAUAUCCGCAUCAACAAUUUUUUUUUUGAUCUUGGGUUGUAGCUUAGUUUCAUACAAUGUUAAUAAAAACAAAGCUCCUUCUAACUCA
This is a messenger RNA of Durio zibethinus, 4650 nucleotides long. Lineage: Eukaryota; Viridiplantae; Streptophyta; Magnoliopsida; Malvales; Malvaceae. The record is from RefSeq and is a predicted model, not a curated record.